Messenger RNA from Photinus pyralis (common eastern firefly), 1152 nucleotides. RefSeq lists its product as uncharacterized. The coding region runs from base 38 to 916 and encodes 292 amino acids. The transcript has a single exon. NCBI's taxonomy places the organism in Eukaryota, Metazoa, Arthropoda, Insecta, Coleoptera, Lampyridae. The record is from RefSeq and is a predicted model, not a curated record.
CCACAACAUCAAACACCGAUCAGCAACCAAACCGGUCAUGGCUUCGUUAAAAGUGAUAACAGUAUUGUGUCUCGCGAUUGCGACAUCAUGUGCCCUUCCUACGCAAGAGGAACCACGCGCUUCUCGCAACUCCAUACAAACAGAAAACGACCUUUUGGAUAGCAUUUACGCGGACUGUUUACGAAAGGAUUCAAUGUCGUGCGUUAAAUAUAAGUUGUUUUCGUUCGUGGAUAAAAUGUUGGGACACAAAGAUACGAUCACGAUUACAGAUGGACUAACGAUAGUGAAAACUCAAGACGGUGAACCGGAAGGAGCCCCUCGUGCAAUUAGCGGAGAUGAAUCAAUCGAAUCGUUGAUCUUCAAUCGCGUGCAACGCUUUUUAGAAUCGCAUACCUUGAAAUUGAACCUGAAAGGAAGCGAAAUCGUCGAUUCAUUCAAUUCGGCGGCACGUUCGUUCGGUGAUGUAAUGGACAGCAUGAAUGAAGACGAAAACUCGGUCGAAACGGAGGAGGGUAGAGGAAAGAAGAAGAAGGGUGGAAAAAUUUUCGGACCACUUUUAGCCAUUGCCGGUUUGAAAGCUGCAAUUUUGGGUAAACUCGCACUAGCCGGCAUCGCACUCAUCGCUGGAAAGGCGCUUCUCAUCGGCAAAAUCGCACUUGUACUUUCUGCCAUCAUCGGUCUCAAGAAACUGCUAGGAAGCGGGGGUGGCAAACAUGUAACGUACGAAGUUGUAGCCCACCCACAUCACAGUACCAGCCACGUUUCUUCGCACGAUGGUGGAUACGGUGGUAGCGGUUACGGAGGAGAUAUUGGUGGCGGAUAUGGUGGAUCGGGAGGACACGGUGGAUGGGGUAGAUCGAUAGAUGCGCAAGAACUCGCGUACCGUGGACAAACGCAGUCGAGCAAAAAGCAGUAGACUAGACAACGCGAAGAUUUCGGUCCCGUACCUGCUAAUUCUCAGCGAGCUUUUAGUUCCCUUAGCCCGAGCGCAUCUUGUUAAUUUAUGUAUUUAUUUUAAGCGUAUAAUAAUGUAAUUUCGACUUGAACUAAACUGACGGACAAAGACUACAAACUACCAUUACUGUCUAGUUUUCUAGACCAAUCAUGUGUUAUUUUUAUACGAGUCAAUAAAAAUAAGAUUUUUUUUACUUA